UUUGGAGGGCUCUUAGCAACGGCCCUGGGUUGACCCUCCUCAGCCAUGAGAAAAUCAAAUCAGUGUGCCUUUCUUCCAGGCGCGACGAACAUCAAGGCAGCCUUCCCUCCCUGCUUGUUAAUCACCUGCUUCUGCCGAUCUCGAGGUUCCACUGAGAGGGGGAGGAAACGACCACCACCCAUCCCCCUCCUCGCUGCUCGGGGAGGGGGUUGAGGCUGGCUUGUACACCAUCGCAUCUCUUGAUAGGCAGGCGGAACUGAGAAAGGAGGGUACCAGCCCCCGCCCCCUACCCCUCCUGGGCUGUCCAGAGCGUUAUUCUAGAGCCACUGGAGCGUGGCUGCGCUUUUCUUUCCCAUUUGGAGGUGCAACCCCAUUGGCUUCCUUGGCUUCUUGAAUUAAACCACGCCCGGCUUUCUUGCCUGCUUUGCUGCUGGCUGGGCCAGGCCGCCCAGCCACAUCUCAGCGAGUUUGCUAGAAGCCAGGGUGGGGAGGCUGCCGCAGCUGCUAUUGUGUGGAUGCCUCUCCUCUCUUCCAGAGAUGGCUAACAGGGGCCCCAGCUACGGCUUAAGCCGGGAAGUACAGGAGAAGAUCGAGCAGAAGUACGACGCGGACCUGGAGAACAAACUGGUGGACUGGAUCAUCCUGCAGUGCGCUGAGGACAUAGAGCAUCCACCCCCUGGCAGGGCGCAUUUUCAGAAAUGGUUAAUGGACGGGACGGUCCUUUGCAAGCUGAUAAACAGUUUAUACCCACCAGGACAAGAGCCUAUCCCCAAGAUCUCAGAGUCAAAGAUGGCUUUUAAGCAGAUGGAGCAAAUCUCCCAGUUCCUAAAAGCAGCAGAGAUCUAUGGCGUGAGGACCACUGACAUUUUUCAGACAGUGGAUCUAUGGGAAGGGAAGGACAUGGCAGCUGUGCAGAGAACCCUGAUGGCUCUAGGCAGCGUUGCAGUCACCAAGGAUGAUGGCUGCUACCGGGGAGAACCGUCCUGGUUCCACAGGAAAGCCCAGCAGAAUCGGAGAGGAUUUUCUGAGGAGCAGCUUCGCCAGGGACAGAACGUAAUAGGGCUGCAGAUGGGCAGCAACAAGGGGGCCUCCCAGGCGGGCAUGACGGGCUAUGGGAUGCCCAGGCAGAUCAUGUGACAUGUUGCAUCCCGCCCCUCUGGUAGAGAGGACGACUGGUCCACACCACAGUUUCUGUGAAAAAGAAAUAGGUAGUCACCUGACCUUCUCCUCUUUCUCAAAGCCUCCUGUCCUUGGUUUUUGCAAGUGCUGCACUUCUGCUAAGAAUCCACGUUGCCUAUGCUACCACCUUAUGUUCAUUUAGAACUAUGCAAAGACUCCGCUUUCUUCCUCUUCCUGUUCUCCUUCUAAGGUGUCUAUUUGGUUAUUUAUUUAUUUAUUUGCCCAAAAAAAUCCCCUGUUCAACUUAUAGAACACACUGAAUAAACAAUUAGUCU
Molecule: messenger RNA, 1454 nt
Organism: Perognathus longimembris pacificus (Pacific pocket mouse)
Lineage: Eukaryota; Metazoa; Chordata; Mammalia; Rodentia; Heteromyidae
Gene: Tagln3
Product: transgelin 3
Exons: 4
Coding region: 538-1137 (199 amino acids)
Molecular function (GO): protein binding
Source: RefSeq, a predicted model, not a curated record